AUGGCAGCCGGCAUCCCGCCCUCAUCAGCCCCACAGCUGCGCCAAUCACAGGCAAGUCAGAGAAUAAAUGCGCAGUGGCUCCUGUGGCCGCUCGUCGCAGCUGCGGAGCAAUGGUGCUCAGUGCGCCAAUGUGUGCGGAACCUCCGAGGAACACAUGAAAUGCCCGGGAAUAUGAGCAAAAAGGAUGUCCCGUGCAGGAGCGCCUUCACUAUUGACAACAUUCUGAACCUGAAAAAAAACGGUGCGCACUCUGAGGAAAUAGCGCAAAGUGGGCGGAAAAGCGAGUGGGAAUUCCGGAGGACGCCGCAAGAGACAGCGCAGAACAAGCCGGAGAGCGCAGCGCCGCCGCGUGCCGGUGCGCAACCAGGCGCGCGUGGCGCCGCGGAGGACGCGUCCGAGCCGCUGCAGCGGCGGAGCGGCAGCAGCAGCUCCGCGGACAGCAGAGACGCCGUCAAGAAGAAGACGAGGACCAUCUUCUCCAAGAGGCAGAUCUUCCAGCUGGAGGCCACCUUCGACGUGAAACGCUACCUGAGCAGCUCGGAGCGCGCGCGCCUGGCCGGCACCCUGCAGCUCACCGAGACGCAGGUGAAGAUCUGGUUCCAGAACCGCCGCAACAAGCUGAAGAGGCAGCUGGCAGCGGACACGGAGGCCCCGCUGCUCACCGAUCACUUCCCCGAGGUGGGAAAUAAUGCGCAGUUAGCCACUUUUUACAAAGACAGCAGCGGAUCCAGCAGCAGCAGCAGCGUGCUGGGCGGGUGUUUGAUACCCGUGCACUUCCCAGUGCUGUACCCGAACCCAGCCACCGCGCCUUACGUCUAUUUCAACAAAUGUUUGGGCCUGUUCGACACAGACUGAUGAUUCCUCCUCGUCGA
This is a messenger RNA of Thalassophryne amazonica, 872 nucleotides long. Its product is annotated as homeobox protein HMX3-like. The record is from RefSeq and is a predicted model, not a curated record. The coding region runs from base 1 to 855 and encodes 284 amino acids. Gene Ontology annotation, biological process: regulation of transcription by RNA polymerase II. The transcript has 2 exons. Gene Ontology annotation, cellular component: nucleus. NCBI's taxonomy places the organism in Eukaryota, Metazoa, Chordata, Actinopteri, Batrachoidiformes, Batrachoididae. Gene Ontology annotation, molecular function: DNA-binding transcription factor activity, RNA polymerase II-specific; RNA polymerase II transcription regulatory region sequence-specific DNA binding.